Molecule: messenger RNA, 778 nt
Organism: Pelagomonas calceolata
Lineage: Eukaryota; Pelagophyceae; Pelagomonadales; Pelagomonadaceae
Source: the annotation of a GenBank genome assembly
CCAGCUUUUGGUUUGGCAGCACGCAGCGUUCGAGCGCGCCGCUUGAUACCGCGGCUCGUAGAGAAGCUCUCGACACGCCGUUGAUCGGUGCGGGCGAACGAAACGACGCGUAACGCCAGCCGCCGCGGCAGGUUUGCAGCUUUGCCUUUGCAGCCUGUGGCGCACCAAUUGCUUCCGCGGGCGAACGAGGCGGCCAGCCGAACAAACGAAAAUGACGACGACGCGCCAGUUCCGCUGCGAGGACCUAUUUCGGUUCAACAACGUCAAUCUCGACCCGCUGACCGAGACGUACCAGAUGUCGUUCUACCUGCAAUACCUAAGCACAUGGCCGGACUUCUUCCAGGCCGAGGCGCACCCGUCGGGCAACCUGAUGGGCUACGUCAUGGGUAAGGCGGAAGGUGAGGGCGAGCUCUGGCACGGCCACGUCACGGCCGUGACGGUGGCGCCCGAGUUUCGGAGGAGAGGUUUAGGAAGAAAACUGAUGAACUCGCUCGAGGCGACGUCGGAGCACGUGUUCGACGCCUACUUCGUCGACUUGUUCGUGCGCGUCUCGAACUCGCUGGCCAUAGGCAUGUACGAGGCGUUCGGCUACUCGGUCUAUCGGCGGGUUUUAGGUUAUUAUAGCGGCACGGAGGACGCCUUCGACAUGCGGAAAGCGUUGCCACGAGAUAAGGAGAAGAAGUCGGUGGUGCCGCUGCAGCAUCCUGUUUUGCCGGAGGAUUUGGAGUGGUGAUGGUUGGUGUCGCGCGCCCGGGUCUUAAUUCUUGUGCUACUAGUA